Molecule: messenger RNA, 706 nt
Organism: Neltuma alba
Lineage: Eukaryota; Viridiplantae; Streptophyta; Magnoliopsida; Fabales; Fabaceae
Product: lamin-like protein
Exons: 2
Coding region: 74-598 (174 amino acids)
Cellular component (GO): plasma membrane
Molecular function (GO): electron transfer activity
Source: RefSeq, a predicted model, not a curated record
AGAGAGUUGAGCAGUGAAGAUAGUCGGAGAUAGAGGCGUCCAGCAGAGAAAGGAGGAAGGCUAGCUGCCGAGGAUGACCACUCCCUCAAGCCAAGUGGCGAAGCUGUCGUUGGCCCUCAUCUUCGUUCUUGCUUCCCUCUCCGCCGUCUCCGCCACCGACCACAUCGUUGGUGCCAACCGUGGCUGGAACCCUGGCAUUAACUACACCCUUUGGGCCAACAACCAGACUUUCUAUGUCGGCGACCUCAUUUCAUUCAGGUACCUGAAAAACCAGUACAAUGUGUUUGAGGUGAACCAAACUGGGUAUGACAACUGCACUACGGAUGGAGCUAUUGGGAAUUGGACAAAAGGCAAAGACUUCAUAACCCUUAAUAAGGCAAAGAGGUAUUACUUCAUUUGUGGCAAUGGCCAAUGCUUCAAUGGCAUGAAAGUCUCUGUUCUUGUCCAUCCUCUUCCUCCUCCUCCUGCUUCUGCUGUUGCUGCUAAGCAUUCCUCAACCCCAUCCUCUGCUGCUCCAAUGCUUUUCUCUGUGGGAUCCUGGUUUUCUCUGCUCACGUCUUCUUCUGCUUUGGUUUGGUUUGGAUUUGGUUGGAUCUAGCAAAUGUGUUCCUCUUUGGGGUUUUAUAAUUCAUUAUUCUCAUUUCCUUUUCCUUGUAAGACAUUCUAGACAUGGUUUUGUCUUGUGAGGCUCCACAUUAAUUUCAAA